Sphaerulina musiva SO2202 is the source of this 1533-nucleotide messenger RNA. Its product is annotated as calcineurin regulatory subunit B. Gene Ontology annotation, molecular function: calcium-dependent protein serine/threonine phosphatase regulator activity; calcium ion binding. Lineage: Eukaryota; Fungi; Ascomycota; Dothideomycetes; Mycosphaerellales; Mycosphaerellaceae. The coding region runs from base 36 to 560 and encodes 174 amino acids. The transcript has 4 exons. The record is from RefSeq and is a predicted model, not a curated record.
GCCACCAUUACCACCACCACAACAAUAGCAGCAAGAUGGGGAACGCAAAUAGUGCCAUGCUGGAGAAUAUCGUCCAGGGAUCGAACUUCGACAGGGACGAGGUGGAUCGUCUGAGGAAGCGCUUCAUGAAAUUGGACAAGGAUAACUCGGGCACAAUCGAGCGCGACGAGUUCCUCUCACUACCCCAGGUCUCCUCCAAUCCUCUGGCGACGCGGAUGAUCGCCAUCUUUGACGAGGAUGGAGGCGGCGACGUUGACUUCCAAGAGUUUGUCUCAGGUCUUAGCGCCUUCAGCAGUAAAGGCAACAAGGAGGAGAAGCUGCGGUUCGCAUUCAAAGUCUACGACAUCGACAGAGAUGGCUACAUUAGCAAUGGAGAGCUGUUCAUUGUGCUCAAGAUGAUGGUGGGGAGCAACUUGAAGGACCAGCAAUUGCAGCAGAUAGUAGACAAGACUAUCAUGGAGGCGGACUUGGACCGGGAUGGCAAGAUCAGCUUCGAGGAGUUCACGAAAAUGGUGGAGAACACUGAUGUUUCCAUGAGCAUGACUUUGGACCAAUUCUAGACACCCCUCCAAACAAACGAGAUACCCGGCGUACAGAGCCAAGCGUCACAGCAGGACCUUGAAAGCUCUGGUACAACGUCACGACCACUCUUCUUGGACCGCAUACCUGCCUCUUAUUACAGGAAGGGACAGGCCUGAGUAGGACAUGCGCCAGAACCUGCUACUCGACCAGCAAGCUGAAAUUGUGACUUGACCAAUUUCGACAACGACGAGGGCGUUCCCGUCGUUCCGAUAAAGUCCCGAGCAAUCCUCUUAUCCUUGGGCAACAAGCCCGGCUGAUACCCGCUCUGGAAGUGGGCUUCUAGCAUAUUAUAUAUGAGCAUGAAGCAAUAUGAUAUGAAUGCACGCAGGGUCCUCCACUGGACCCACUUGCUCUCAAGAAGAUGGCUGAGAUGAAGAGCCACUCUUUAUUUCUACCACAAAAUCUCUUUCGCGCUUAUAUUCACUUGGUAUCCGCACUCUUCACGUCCACCAUCUGCUGCGGCUUCCGCCCGGACUUUCAGCCCACAAAAAGAGCAUCAAUACAUGUCAAGAUUUGAAGCCGCACCAGUGAGUUCCUUGUUCGACGAACUCGUAGUGCGUGCGGCGUCCAGUUCAUUCGUAACUAUAAUGCGCCUGCCUAGAGCUUCUAGUACCGACAUGACCGAUAACAGAACCAUUGAGAAUCCUUGCCAUGGAGAAUGUCUUUUGUUUUGCGUCAGCUUUCGUGGUCGAAUAGCUUGAUGGGGGAACAAGUGUUUUGGAACGGAUCUUAACAUCAUGAAUUUUCACACCAAGACUGACGCAGAAGGGAGCUGUAGGACACACCCACUCACCUAGCACAGAUGUCUCGUCCACUUUGCUGCCCGGAGAAAAGAGGAUGAGACGAAACAAGCGACUCACUGUCACUGUCGAGGAGACAACAAUCAUGAGUGAAGUGGUUACAACUAUCUGCCACUAUCGCAGCUUUCACUCCGUACUAAUACCAUACACA